This is a messenger RNA of Anopheles coluzzii, 560 nucleotides long. RefSeq lists its product as uncharacterized. The record is from RefSeq and is a predicted model, not a curated record. The coding region runs from base 99 to 512 and encodes 137 amino acids. The transcript has 2 exons. Lineage: Eukaryota; Metazoa; Arthropoda; Insecta; Diptera; Culicidae.
CGUCGUCAGUUUGUGUGCGCGCGUACAACAAAACAGUACCGGCGCGGUGCGUGUGCGUGUCUCUCCCCCCAAAAAAGAGAUUUUCCCGAUUUUCCCCCAUGGCUUGCGUGCGAGGACUCUGUGUCCUGGUGGGAGUGGCGCUGUUUGUCCUGUUCGCGGAUAGGCAGCUGGAGGAAAGUGUCGGAGUGGACGCCAGUAUGAUCUAUGCCGGGAUAAAGCUGCCCUUUCCACGGCACCGCACCUUCUACAAAUCGGUCGGCGAGCGCAAGAUCGGACCCAACCUGUACGAGGUCAGCACGAUCAUCCAGGAGGACAUUCUGCUGCGCAAGCGGUGCGAGUGCAUGCUGCGGUAUCGGUGUCGCGUACCGCGCAACAUCUUCUAUCUGUCCAACCGCGAUUGCCAUCACCGCGAAAAAGUGUGCUGCGAGCUGCUGGAAAACGCGUACGAGUCCACCAACGAUACGGCGGCGGCGAUCGAGCACCACCACUUCGGAAGCGAUAAUGAGAUCUAGAGACGGACGGCUCUCCUCCUCCUCCUCCUUCUGCAAUGCUAACCUGAA